GUUUGGAAAGCGAACAGAAAGCACAAAAAGGCAAACCAUGUUUGGUGCAUUCCGAUCUACCAUUGCGACUCUGGGCGGUCUUGUAUGGAAGCGACGUUUCCGCCUGACAGAUACCCAAAAAUAUCGCCACAGAAAGAGGCUAAGGGCAGUAGACGAAGUUGUAGAUACGCUGGUAGAGAGUGGAGUAAAACUGCGGGCUCUGGAAUUGGCACGAAGGGCGCCAAAGGAGAGCGAAAUGAGUCCGUUGGAAAAGUAUUGGGUAGCCUCCAAACGGUAUCGAAAUGGAAUCAAGCCUAUACACUGGGUGCCUCACUGGACAAAAGUUCCACAUGGCAGAAGAUGGACUCCAAGUGUUGUUCACCACCGUCGAGGACCUCCUGGCAAAUAGAUCGACUGGCAGAGUAGGAUGGUUAGGCAUACUAGAUGGGGAGGGGUUUGCAUAAUACAUUAUCGGGGCGGAUAAAAUGCGUAUGACUGGGAUCGGGCAUGAUUUAAGGUGGUUUUCGUCAGCAACGCUGUGUAUAUAGUCAAUGCAAUAGUAAAGUCUAACGCAAAAGA
Messenger RNA from Spizellomyces punctatus DAOM BR117, 558 nucleotides. RefSeq lists its product as uncharacterized. Lineage: Eukaryota; Fungi; Chytridiomycota; Chytridiomycetes; Spizellomycetales; Spizellomycetaceae. Bases 38 to 388 code for a protein of 116 amino acids. The transcript is spliced from 3 exons. Gene Ontology annotation, molecular function: structural constituent of ribosome. Gene Ontology annotation, cellular component: mitochondrial large ribosomal subunit. The record is from RefSeq and is a predicted model, not a curated record.